This is a messenger RNA of Cinclus cinclus, 4941 nucleotides long. It is a transcript of the gene PPP6R3, whose product is annotated as protein phosphatase 6 regulatory subunit 3. Gene Ontology annotation, cellular component: nucleus; cytosol. Gene Ontology annotation, molecular function: protein phosphatase binding; protein phosphatase regulator activity. The record is from RefSeq and is a predicted model, not a curated record. The transcript has 24 exons. The coding region runs from base 996 to 3524 and encodes 842 amino acids. NCBI's taxonomy places the organism in Eukaryota, Metazoa, Chordata, Aves, Passeriformes, Cinclidae.
GAGGUAGAGGAGGGCUCGCCGGAGCUGCUAUGUCCGCCAUCUUGGAGCGUCGGUGAUGGUGGCGAGCGGAGGUUUUCCCGCCUGAGCGGAGGCACCCGGGGCCUGUGGCGGGGGACGCGCUGCCGAGGAAGAAAUCUGCUUCAUCUAAUUCAAUGCUAAUUCAGUCCUGCUAAUCUGCUAGUACUGUAGAUUGAAAGAUAUUUUUGCUGUUACCAGGAUACCCUGUAAUGGGCAAGAAGCCUGAGAGAAUACAAAGCAUUCUGAUAUUUUAACUUUUAAAAACUUUUGUGUUUAACAGACCAGCAUGUUUUGGAAAUUUGAUCUCCAUUCGUCAUCGCACAUAGAUACACUUCUAGAGAGAGAAGAUGUAACACUGAAGGAAUUGAUGGAUGAAGAGGAUGUUCUACAGGAGUGCAAGGCUCAGAAUCGCAAACUUAUAGAGUUUCUGCUGAAGUCAGAAUGUUUGGAAGACUUAGUUUCAUUUAUUAUUGAAGAGCCACCUCAAGACAUGGAUGAAAAAAUUCGAUAUAAGUAGGAAAACUUUUGGGGUUGGGGGAGAUUUGGAGGAUGGAAAGAGGACUAAAUAAAUCUAGUUAAUUUGAUAGUGUGAAUCCCUGUGUGCUGGUGUAUAGUACAAUAUUGGUGUGUCUUAGAUUAAGUAUGUUUUCAAGAGACUUCAUGGAGCUUAGAAGUAAAUCAUUCUAAUAUAUGCAUAGUUUUCAGAUGGAAGCUUCUAAUCCACAAAUGCUUCCAAAACCAGUUCAUGUUCAAAGGAGUUGACAAAAAAAGGUCCAACCAGAACUUACAUUAAGAGUUAUGUAGUUGUGAUUAAAAAAAAUAGCUGAAAGAAAAACCCUUUUUGGGUAGUAUAACUGAAUGGUUAACUUUGUUUUGUUGACUUGUAAGGUGUUUUGAAGAUGCCAUUUAGAAGAUGUAUGGUACUCCUUGGGAGAAUGUCAUGAGGGUCUAAAUGGUGAUGUUUUCCUUUCCAGAGUAUGGGCAUGACUUCUGGCUUGCUGAGAAGGUUCAAACUCAAAAUCCAUCCAUCAGUUUGUAGACAAGCACUUCUACUGCUUUUGGCCUAUUUUAGUGCUGUCCAUACAGACAGCUGCUUUUUUUUCUUAAAAUGGUACCCAAACAUAUCAUGUGAGCUGCUUACAUCAGAUGUCUCACAGAUCAAUGAUAGGUUGGGAGAAGAAGAAUCCUUACUCCUGAAACUGUACAGCUUCCUCUUAAAUGAAUCUCCUCUAAACCCUCUACUGGCCAGUUUCUUCAGCAAGGUGUUAAGUAUUCUUAUCAGCAGAAAGCCAGAACAGAUUGUGGAUUUUUUAAAGAGGAAGCAUGAUUUUGUAGACCUCAUUAUUAAGCACAUAGGGACCUCUGCUAUCAUGGACUUGUUGCUCAGGCUACUGACUUGCAUAGAACCUCCACAGCCCCGGCAAGAAGUGCUAAAUUGGCUGAAUGAGGAGAGAAUUAUCCAGCGACUUGUGGAAAUUGUACACCCAUCUCAAGAUGAAGAUAGGCAUUCAAAUGCAUCACAGUCACUCUGUGAAAUUAUUCGUCUAAGCAGAGACCAGAUGCUACAAGUACAGAACAGUUCAGAACCAGAUCCACUGCUUGCAAGUUUAGAGAAACAAGAAAUCAUAGAGCAGCUUCUGUCUAAUAUUUUUCAUAAAGAAAAAAAUGAAUCUGCGAUAGUCAGUGCAAUUCAAAUCCUAUUGACCUUACUUGAGACAAGACGACAGACAUUUGAAGGCCAUAUAGAGAUCUGUCCUCCAGGCAUGAGCAAUUCCACGUAUUCUGUCAACAAAAGUGUUUUAGAAGCCAUAAAAGCACGACUUUCAUCCUUCCAUGAGCUCCUACUUGAGCCUCCCAAAAAAAGUGUCAUGAAGACAACCUGGGGUGUGCUGGAUCCACCUGUAGGAAACACUCGUUUAAAUGUGAUUAGACUAAUAUCUAGCCUUUUACAGACAAACACAAGCAGUGUGAAUCAGGAGCUUAUAGAACUUAACAGCAUAGGAGUAAUACUGGACAUGUUUUUUAAGUAUACGUGGAAUAACUUUUUACAUACUCAAGUAGAAAUAUGUAUUGCAUUGAUUCUUGCAAGUCCUCUUGAAAACACGGAAAAUGGCACAAUUACAGAUCAGGAUUCCAAUGGGGACAAUCUCUUACUGAAACAUCUCUUCCUUAAGUGCCAGUUAAUACAAAGAAUACUUGAAGCGUGGGAGAUGAAUGAGAAGAAACAGGCUGAAGGAGGAAGAAGGCAUGGCUACAUGGGUCACCUGACAAGGAUAGCAAACUGCAUUGUGCACAGUACAGAUAAGGGGCCAAACAGCACACUAGUCCAGCAGCUCAUCAAAGAGCUUCCAGAUGAGGUCAGAGAGCGAUGGGAAACAUUCUGCACAAGCUCGUUAGGAGAAACCAACAAGAGGAAUACAGUGGAUCUGGUUACUACCUGCCACAUUCAUUCUUCCAGUGAUGAUGAAAUAGACUUUAAAGAAACUGGCUUCUCACAGGAUUCUUCUUUGCAGCAGGCCUUUUCUGAUUAUCAGAUGCAACAAAUGACGUCCAAUUUUAUUGACCAGUUUGGCUUCAACGAUGAGAAGUUUGCUGAUCAAGAUGACAUUGGCAAUGUUUCUUUUGAUCGGGUUUCGGACAUCAACUUUACCCUCAACACAAAUGAAAGUGGCAAUAUAGCCUUGUUUGAGGCUUGCUGUAAGGAGCGGAUACAGCAGUUUGAUGAUGGUGGCUCUGAUGAAGAAGACAUUUGGGAAGAAAAACAUAUUUCAUUUGCACCAGAGUCCCAGAGGCGUUCCAGUUCUGGCAGUACAGACAGUGAAGAAAGUACAGAUUCUGAAGAAGAGGAUGGAACUAAACAAGACUUGUUCGAAUCCCACACCAGUACAGAGGACAAAAUGGAAGUAGACUUAAGUGAACCACCUAACUGGUCAGCAAACUUUGAUGUACCCAUGGAGACUGCACAUGGUGCCAGUCUGGAUUCUGUUGGCUCUGCUGUGUGGAGUAAUGAAGCACCUGUGCCUGCUAAAGAAACUGGCUGGGCUUCCUUUUCUGACUUCACAUCGUCUUUGAGCUCAAAAGACUCUUUAAGAAGUAAUUCUCCUGUGGAAAUGGAAACAAACACAGAUCCAGGUGAUCCCUUGAGCGCAAAUGCAACUACUCUUACAACACAGUUAGAGACCCCAGCAAGUGUUGCUAUGGAGGCCAGCUCAGAUGGAGAGGAUGAUGUGGAAAACGCAGACAAGGUAACCGAGACAGUCAUGAAUGGCAGCAUGAAGGAGACACUGAGCCUAACUGUAGAUGCUAAAACUGAAACUGCCGUUUUCAAAAGUGAGGAAGGAAAAUUGACUACCUCGCAGGAUCCUUCUUGUAAAUAUGUAGUAGAAGAGAAUACAGAGGUUGCAGAAGAGGUCCCUUCAGGUCUUCAGCCUACUAACAGCAAUCCAGAGCAGAGGACUGAUCAACAUGCCCAUUUAGGAGAGGCAUCUGUUAAUGGCCCUGUAUGAUAUGUGAUGUCUACUACCUUGGCUGAAGAGAAAGAACUGAUGUCCAGAUGUUUGAGUGUUUCUUGAGGAUAUCAUCUAGACCCUGUUGAAGCCAGUCACUGCUGCACUAAUUUCGCAAGGAAUCAGGACCAGCAACAUUUAUAUUCUAGAUUUUAAGACAUUGUACAGAUAUUCAUAAGUGUAAAAAUAUUGCACAUUGAGAAAUACCAAUAAUUUUUGUGUAUGUUUAUAUUGUAUUGUUCUAAAUAAUGGGGGGCCUGUGAAAUAAGAUCCUGCUACCCAUGUAAUGAUGACAGUAGUGUUACUAUAGUUAAAAUGGCUGUAAGAAUAGUUUUAUAAAAAAGUGAAUACAAAAAUCUAAUGUAUUUGAGACAUAACUAUUUGACGAUUAGUGUGACCAAAGUAUUUAGGAGUUUUCUUACAUUUUUCACCUUGUAAAAAAGAAAAAGAAAAUUCAUGUUUUUUCUGAAACUUAAAUGCCCUAUAAAUGUUAUUUUGGUUGGUUUAGCUUACAAAAGUGAUUUAAAUAAGAAUUUUUUGGUGUUCAACAUUUUACAACAGGUUUUUUAAUUGGUAAUUGUUUUCUGUAUUGUUCAAAACAGAUCAAAAAAUGUAAGUCUAUUGGUAGAGAUUUUAAGUAUUUAUUGCAACAGCUUAGUUGACAAAUUGAUGUUACUGUAAAGCCAUAUGUUCUGUUAAGUCUAGUUUGCUUGAAACAAUACCUUCCAGGUGAAACACUAGAAUAUUUGGAGUGCACAUGGCUUGUUGUGUUUAAGUGGUUCACCUGCCUUUAAACAGUUCACCAAGAUUUAGUUUAAUACCAAGCAUUAUACAAUGGAACAUUUCAGAACAAUCUGCGUAUUUAAAACGCUAUAAUCCUUUUAGACAAGUCAAGUAAAAGAAAUGCUCAUGCUGCUAAUGUAAUUACAGUACCUGCAUUUUAAAAGUAAAUAGUGUUUUUAAUACAAAUUUUGGCAGCAGAGCAUGUUAAUUGGUAAUUUCACUGUACUGAUCUGUGUGAGGCUUUCAUUUAUAUGUUCUAAACCAGUUUUUUUCACAGCUGGUUUGUGUAUAUAUAUAGUGAUUAUGGAAACUAAUUCUGUGUAAUUUAUAAUUUUCUAUGUCAGUGUAAAAUUCCAACAGCCUUCUCAAACAAACAGAAGCAAUAUACUGUAUAUUGCCACAUUGUCUGGUGAAAGGGUUAAAAUACUCCUGCACUUUUAGACGCAAAACCAUUUUUGUUUCUGUAUUAGUCAUAUUCAUUUAUUUUUACAUCAUUUGUUUUCCUGACCAGUAUUUAAAGCCAAAAGGAUAUUCUAAACAAUGGCCAAUGAUUUAUUUUAGAAGGCGUCCCAAACAACGUGCCUAAACAUUACAUUGCAUACAGAAAUAAAAAACCCACAUGUAUGUCACUGCC